AUGGCCAACUUAAAGACGUACCGGCAGCAGGAGGGGUUUCACGAUCGGAAGUCUGCCGUUCCGUCGACGGACGUUCCUCCGUUGGAGGACCCGCUUGCGGGUUAUAUAUUCGUGUGCAACAAUGAAACCAUGGAGGAUGACAUUAAACGCGAGCUUUUCGGCUUACCGCAGAAGUAUCACGAGUCGGUUCGGGGGAUUCAACCGGGAAUGCCGCUGUUUCUCUACAACUACACCACUCACCAUUUACACGGCGUCUUCGAGGCAUCAAGCGAAGGUGGCCUGAACCUAGACCCGUCGUUAUCAAAAUUUCCAUCACAAGUUAGGGUUCGUCUGCGGGAGCAACGGUCACCGCUGGACGAGACCAAGUUCCGUCGGUUCCUGUAUCACUACGACGGGCCCAAGUUCCGCCUCGAGCUCUCUUUGACCGAGGUACGCUGGGUUAUACGGUCGCUGCUUACACCAUUUCCUUUUCUGUGA
This is a messenger RNA of Closterium sp. Naga37s-1, 477 nucleotides long. NCBI's taxonomy places the organism in Eukaryota, Viridiplantae, Streptophyta, Zygnematophyceae, Desmidiales, Closteriaceae. The record is from the annotation of a GenBank genome assembly.